CUGGUACCGACUGUCUUGGUAUAGGACAGAUUGGCUUAUGUGUGUGUCAUCGGAGAUGGUCUUCGGGUGGCCAUCGUCCCGAUAGCUCCGAUACUGAGUCAGUUACUCUUGGUAGGUCGAACCGUUCACACGGUCAGGAGAGGCACCACAUAAGUCCAUCGUGCCUAUCCUACCUUAUACCAAGAAUCUUUCAUCUCAGAAGUGGGAUCUGAAUCCCUCAAAAGAAGAAGUGGAGGGAGAUAUAAAGUGUUUGUGAAAAAAGAGUGCUGUAGGCGGAAAAUCGGACACCGCAUUUUUGGAAGCCAUCUUUAAAGCGACAGGAAAAGGGUGAGUGACGUAAGAGUCAGCUCGAGCUGGAAGCAAUUGCGUCGCAAAAUUUCAGUAAGAUGGAGGUGACAAUGGAAAAUUGUAUGUAUAAGACAAUGAAAAUCAUGUAUUAUUUAUGAUAAUGUGCACAUUAUGUCAAUGAAAAGCGCUUUUCAAUACAUUUAAUUGUUGUGUAUUAUUGAAAUGUUUCUAUUAUGUAUCUUGGUUGCAUGAAAUAUUUCAGGUAACAAUGUUUUGUGUGACAAUGUUUCAAGGGCGUAUUUCGAAGUUGAAACAUUUCAUGUGUCAAGAAACAGAUGUUUCUAAAACGUUUCUCAGAUUUGACGUGUCUUGUCAUAUUUAUUGUUGUUGAUAAAUACGCGUGACUUUUGCAAGAAAUUUACAUUUUCCCGUGUGAUUUCAUAAAAAAAUUGAGUUUUCAGCUAUUCUUAGUGGAAGAAUACAGUUGUGUGCGAAGAAAUCGUAAGGGAAUCAAAGCAAUUGAAAAACAAGGUGAAAUUCCAACGCCUUGGAAGGAAAAAGAAGCAUAGGAAGUAACCCGAAUUGAAGUAGCGCAAUCAAAAAUCUCAGUAAAAGUAAACAAAUAAAGGAGAUUAUACUGACUCGUAAGUACAAUCAGACAAGUAAUGAUUUUGAUGAUUUUUGAGAAUUUUCCUUUAGCAUACUUGCAAUUUGUCUGUAAGAGCCUUAAAUUCAGUUACAAAUAAAGUAGAGACGGAAUAUUGCUUUUAUAAUAAAGAAAGUAGCUCACUAAAGCAUUAGUGAUAAGAAUUUUUAUUUUUACCUUGUUUUGGGCUACAGUCAAUGGAUAGGAGACAGACAAGAAGCAUGGCACCUGUAAUGGUGUCAUCAAGUGAACAGUCAAGUAUGAAUACGGCUGUGGUGAAGCUCACAGGUGAAGAAAUAAAAGCUCUCAUUCCGGCUUUCAACCCGGAAGGGAAAAACAACGUAACAGCCUCCGAAUGGAUACGUAAAAUGGACAAUUUGGUGGAACUCUAUCACUUUGAUGGGAGAAGAGCAGUCUUAGCAGCGGCCAUUCGCUUGGAGGGAUCAGCAAAAAUCUGGUUUGAGGCUUCGCAAAAUGAGACCAUAUCGUGGGAGGAGUUUAAGGCAGAGCUCCUUAAGAAUUUUCCAACAGAGAUAGAUGUGGGAGAGAUUCACAGGAUGUUGUCCAACAGGAAAUGGAAAAAGGACGAAAGCAUGGAAGCCUAUUUUCAUGAUGUUGUUAAGCAGGCGAAGAGGAUUGGUCUUGGAUUUGAUGUUACGAAGAAUUAUCUAAUCGAAGGAAUUCAAGAUAAAACUCUUCGAGGGGCGCUAAUCAAUUUCCAAGGAUCAUCGCUCACCGAGUUCCUUGCACACAUGAAGCGAGCACAUAAGGCUCUAGUCGGGAAUGAGCAGUCUACUCAGAAGGAAGAAUGUGACUCGAAGAGAAGGUCGAUGGAAUAUCCUCAGGGGAAGGGGAAGAAAUACAAAUUCGACGAAAGCGCUAAAAUGAAGAAGAGAUGUUAUGAAUGUGGGUCAGAUCAGCACCUCAUCAAAGAUUGUCCAAAGAAGAAGAGGACAUGAUGGAGACUUGCGGGACUGAUGAAUUAGAGGGCGAUGUUAUAUAAAAAUAAGUGCCAAUGGUUGAAUUAAUAAAUGAAUUGGAAUGGAA
Messenger RNA from Lutzomyia longipalpis, 1981 nucleotides. RefSeq lists its product as uncharacterized. The coding region runs from base 1132 to 1893 and encodes 253 amino acids. The transcript has 3 exons. NCBI's taxonomy places the organism in Eukaryota, Metazoa, Arthropoda, Insecta, Diptera, Psychodidae. Gene Ontology annotation, molecular function: nucleic acid binding; zinc ion binding. The record is from RefSeq and is a predicted model, not a curated record.